Messenger RNA from Xyrauchen texanus (razorback sucker), 5369 nucleotides. RefSeq names its product phosphatidylinositol 3,4,5-trisphosphate 3-phosphatase and dual-specificity protein phosphatase PTEN. The record is from RefSeq and is a predicted model, not a curated record. Gene Ontology annotation, molecular function: protein tyrosine phosphatase activity; phosphatidylinositol-3,4,5-trisphosphate 3-phosphatase activity; phosphatidylinositol-3,4-bisphosphate 3-phosphatase activity. The transcript is spliced from 10 exons. Lineage: Eukaryota; Metazoa; Chordata; Actinopteri; Cypriniformes; Catostomidae. Gene Ontology annotation, biological process: regulation of phosphatidylinositol 3-kinase/protein kinase B signal transduction; protein dephosphorylation; negative regulation of cell population proliferation. The coding region runs from base 639 to 1907 and encodes 422 amino acids. Gene Ontology annotation, cellular component: plasma membrane; cytosol; nucleus.
UUGAUAGUUGAACAGGGGAGAGGAGAAGGGAAGGACCUAACUAUACUGGAGACCGCUCGUGCACUACAUUUAAAUAUCGAGAUUGUAUGUUUUGGUGGAGGCUGUCACCUUUCAUUUCAUGUUUUGGAACCUAAACAUCACGGAUGGUUGGAUUUGUUCAAUGGCUUUUUAUUUUUUUAAGGAUGUGUAGACGAGCUAGCGUGCUAGCUGUUGAGGCUAGCGGCUAGUCGGACAGUGCGCGCGUGAGCGGAGCGCGAGUGGCGCGCGAGUGGGGGUCUGUCAGCCGUUCUUCAAGUGGAAGCGCCCGGAGAGGAUCCUCUCUCCGCCUUUCCGCUCAAUCACGGCGGCUACGGUGCGACCAGAGACUAGGCGUGCAUUUGAAAUACUGCUGUUCGAGACGUGGGGAGUCGCUUAUCUUUUCACCCGAGGCUCUUGUGAGCUCAGGAGGGCAUUUUGGAAGCCGGGCCUGUGGUGGUUUGGAGCGAGGCCCUUGAUGAGAGAGCAGCAGCAGACUCCAUUCUAGCUAGCUGGCGACUGAAAGGGACUGCGAACCGAGCAGAACGCAAAGACGACUGAUCGUGCUAAAAGCAACAAUACUCUCUCACACACUAAACACCCUAAAGACUCCUGUCACAGCCAUGGCUGCGAUCAUAAAGGAAUUUGUCAGCCGAAACAAAAGGAGAUACCAGGAAGAUGGGUUCGACUUGGACUUGACCUAUAUUUAUCCCAAUAUAAUUGCUAUGGGCUUUCCUGCUGAAAGACUUGAGGGUGUCUACAGAAACAAUAUAGAUGAGGUAGUGCGGUUCCUGGAUUCAAAGCAUAAAAAUCAUUACAAGAUAUAUAAUCUAUGUGCAGAAAGACAUUAUGAUGCUGCCAAAUUUAAUUGCAGAGUUGCACAGUAUCCAUUUGAAGAUCAUAAUCCUCCUCAGCUAGAGCUUAUCAAACCUUUCUGUGAAGAUUUGGAUAAGUGGCUCAGUGACAAUGACAAUCAUGUGGCUGCCAUUCACUGUAAAGCUGGAAAGGGACGUACGGGUGUCAUGAUUUGUGCGUACUUGUUACACCGAGGCAAAUUCAAAAAAGCACAAGAGGCUCUGGACUUCUAUGGUGAAGUUAGAACUAGAGACAAGAAGGGAGUGACUAUUCCCAGUCAGAGGCGAUAUGUGUUCUACUAUAACUACCUUCUGAAGAAUAAGCUGGAGUACAAACCUGUGGCCUUGCUCUUUCACAAGAUGGUGUUUGAGACUGUGCCUAUGUUCAGUGGAGGGACCUGCAGGGAUACUACUGUAAAAAGCAAGAGUGAGCAGAUUCCACAUGGGUUCAGAAAAACCAAUUGGCAUUGGGAUCCUCAGUUUGUGGUGUACCAGCUGAAGGUGAAAAUCCACACCUCCAACCCAGCACACACAAGGCGAGAGGAGAAGUACAUGUACUUUGAGUUUCCACAACCGCUGCCUGUGUGUGGAGACAUCAAGGUGGAGUUUUUCCACAAGCAGAACAAGAUGUUGAAGAAGGAUAAGAUGUUUCACUUUUGGGUGAACACCUUCUUCAUCCCUGGACCAGAGGAGAGCUCAGAGAAGGUGGAAAAUGGAGGUUUAGUGAAGGAACUGGAUGGCAUCAAAACAACAGAACGGGGAGAGAAUGACAAGGAUUAUCUAAUCCUCACUUUAACCAAGAACGACUUGGAUAAAGCCAAUAAAGACAAAGCCAACAGAUACUUCUCUCCAAAUUUCAAGGUAAAGAUGUACUUUACGAAAACAAUAGAGGAACCAUCUAACUCGGAGGCCAGCACUUCUACAUCUGUAACCCCGGAUGUAAGCGAUAAUGAACCAGAUCAUUAUAGAUACUCGGAUACAACAGACUCAGAUCCUGAAAAUGAACAGUUCGACGAUGAACAGAUCACAAAAGUUUAAAAUAUUUUUAUGGGAAGAAAAAAUAUCCAUGCAUAAUAGAGUUGUAUAAAGGAGAAAACUUGAAUAUGAACUGAAAGCAAGUAGCUUUUUUUUUUAUUUUUAUUUUUUUUUCCAAACAGAAGUAGGACACUUGUCAUUGGUUUUAGGGCCAAAAUUGCUGACCAAUAUUUGUAUUUUUAUUCAUUUGCCCAUCUCCAUAAGUUAUCAACACUGAUAUUCCAUGGAAGAAAGCCUCUUUAGCUUUUCUGUAAAUACACUUUUAUGCCGUAACACAAAAGGAAACCUCGGAAUGGGAGAUUGUUUAUGGGAGAAAUUCUGAGAUCUAAAUUUGCUGCUCCAUUACCUGUUAAAAACCAAGGCCAGUGCUUUAAUCAGCAGUCAUGCCCCCAUAUCUGUUCUUCUCUUGUGCCCCAAACCUCCUGUCCACCCUACUGUGCAACACGUCUCGUGCUGUUGGAAGGCUGCCACAUGUCAGCUGGGCUCUGUUGUGCAAUGGAAACUUGAGUCUCACCAUUUUUUUUUGUCUGCUUUCAUCGUUAUUAUUACUACUACUACUACUACAUUUGCAGAGGUAACGAUUGUUAUAAGCUACAUGACAUCAGGGCAGAAAACACAACAAAUGGCACCACCAUGUAUCAUCCUUGACUUUUCUGUUUUUUAUUUUAGUUUUUUUAAUGCAGACAUAAACAACAGGGAACCCAGUGUUGCAAUAAUGUAAACACUAUAGUUCAUGGAAGGUGUGCAUGUUAUUGGAAUUUGUUUCCAUGUUGUCAAAUAAAUGUUGUAAAAUGUUUUUCUAAAAGAGGUUUCGAAAGUCAUUUAAGAUUUGAUUGUAUUUUGGAGGAAGUCAUGAAGAUUGGAUUUUAAUCUACAAACAUUCCUUCAGUGGCACUUCAUUUUAUAAUUCACAAGUUCCUCUUUCAAACUUAAAAGCAGGAUCUUUUUGUUAGUGUUGUUUUGUUCCAAUUCUUGAGGUUAGGUUCUUAACGGUUAAUGAGAAAGUGAAUGUUCUUCAGUAUGUUGGAUUAUGGAUCAAACUUGUGUUUGGGCUCUGCGUGGCCACCGUUCACUAAAACAAUUAAAAACAUGCAAAUCUCAAAAACAACUUGACAUGAAUGAGCCAGCUCUAAUAUACAUCAUACAAAAUGGUUCAGUGGUGAACCACAUCUUCCAUGGCAUGUGAACAUGGUGAAGCCCUUCUCUGAAUGUAUCAACCUUGAAUGCAAGUUUCGAUUUGUCUUUCAACAGUUCUCACUUCCAACCUUGACUGUGUCAGACAUCAGAUCUUUGUAACAUGUUUGUAGCCUUAUUGUGCAUGAUCUAAUGAAAUCUGGAUCAUUUAUUUAUCCAGCAAUGGUGCUUACAAACUGCCAAACUUGCAAUGCACAGUCAUUUUCGGAGCAAAGAAUCUGCAAAUCUCAUGGUGCAAACUGCAUAACCGGUAUUCUCCAAAGAUUUGGUGUCCCUGACUAGCUAGCUAGAGUUCAUGUCUUUUUAUUUUUUUCUCAAACAGGCCUCAUUUCCUUUGGAAUGAGCAUAGUGCAGCUACAGAUUUUACAGAAAGUCUUGCGCUUGCUUCAAAAAUAUAAAAGCCCUGUAUAUGAGAAUAUUUGAGUGUAUAAGUUUCUUUCAAGCAUGCCAAAUCUUUUUUAACACCUGGCCGAUGAGGCCAGACCAAAAAAAAAAAAAACUUUCUCAGUAUCUUGGGCAAGAAUCUUCACUAAUGGUAGUGAGUAAGCUGCCUUUCUUGUACUGUUAAUGUUCAGGCUUCAUUCUUCACACCAGCCCAAUGCACAUGCCGUACAUCUCACCUUCCUUAGAGAAAGAAUACGUUUCCCAGACAUGAGGAGGAAAUUUGGCCUUCCUUCAUGUGAUUGUACACUAACCAAUCCAGGAAAAAAAAUUAAAUAUCAAGGAUUCUCUUUUUGUUUACAUUUUAUCACAUCACUGAAAACCUGCCAAAAAUUAAGCUUGAUUAUUUUAUUUGUUUUGAGAGGUAGCGGCGGGGUCCACGGGAGGUAUUCUUUGCCUUACUUGAAGUUGACAAUGCUUACUCUUCUACUGCUUUGAUACCUACCAUUCUGCCCAAGCACUGGCUUAUUUAAAGCUACUAUUACACAACAACAUAUUGUACUAGAGUCUAGACAUUUGCACUGUUACAGGUCUUUGCAGGGUUUCAGUCAGUGGUCCACAGUAUUUUAUUUUUUUUUGUCAGAUUUUCUCUGGAAAUGCUUUGCAGCAAUCAAAUAUAGGAAAAUGGAGAUGGAACGAAAAGGCUCCGUAUACAUUAUCACUGUGCAUCCCCAUAUAAUCAAAUCUGUUAUUAUUGACUGAAAAUGUGUUUUUUUUAAGCAUCUAUUUAUGAAAGUAUUCAUUCAUAUUCUGGAAAAGACCCUCUGCAGGUAUUUUUAUCCUAUAGUCCUCCUACAAUCGUGUUGACAUCUUUUGAAUGUUUAGCAGUUUAUUGUCUACACCCAAGGGCAUCAUGGGACAAAUAUGCAUUAAAGGGAUAGUUGACCUUAAUAUGAAAAUUCUGACAACAACUACUCGCCACAUGUUGUUCCAACCCAUAUUACUUUCUCUUUUCCGGGGACCACAAAAAUAGAUGUUAGGCAGAAUGUUACCCUCAGUUACCAUUUACUUUUAUUAAAUUAAAUUGUGACGAGGCUAACAUCUACUUUUGUGUUCCACGGAAGAAAGUCAUAGUUUAUUGGAGAAACUAUCCCUUUAAUCCUCAGGCUAUCUCUGUCACACAAGCUCCCCCCCCCCAAACUUCAUUUCUACAAUAAGGCACAGUACCCUAACAUGCAAAACCUUAGACAUCCUUUACGUGGCAUGUGUGUGUGGAGCUCACAGGCAGCAACAAAAAUAAAUGUUCAGUUUUAAUGAAAAAUAAAGGUCUUCGAAGGUGCCAGUGUAUAUAUUUCAUAUCACUCAUUGCUGAUUUGUGCAAUAUGUUGUUUUGAUGCCUGUGGUUGCCACAAAGUGCCUCUUGUUUACAGUUGAAAAGUGCUUGCUUUAAAAACUGAACAUUGUUACGUAUGUGGAUGGAUGGAUGGAUGGGGUGGUACUGUGCACUAAAUCGUCCAGCUACACCUGCAGCAGAGGGCCCUUUGGACUUUGGCCAUGCUCCAUUUGAAAGCAUUCUCCUUGCCAUCCCCCUCAGUGUUUUAUUUUUUGUUUUACAUAUUCAUGUAAACUCUGUAUAUUUUCAGUCUUUAAGAAAACAGCCUUACUCCGUUUCAGUCUGUUCAGAUACUAUUGUGCUGUGCAACAGUUGCUCUGUGUGUAAUGCCUAUGCACUGAGAAUACACAAUCCAACCAUGUAUGAAAUAUUGUACAGGUAAUCAUGUUGCUCAUACAAAUCACAUGUUUGUUUGUAAUUGUAUGUGUAAACUGCCCUUUAUCUUAGUGUUAUAAACUUCACAUAAAUCCAAUAGUCAUUCUUGUUUGUUUGUUGUU